This is a messenger RNA of Anopheles nili, 1314 nucleotides long. Its product is annotated as carbonic anhydrase 13-like. Bases 1 to 1134 code for a protein of 377 amino acids. Lineage: Eukaryota; Metazoa; Arthropoda; Insecta; Diptera; Culicidae. The transcript is spliced from 2 exons. Gene Ontology annotation, molecular function: zinc ion binding; carbonate dehydratase activity. The record is from RefSeq and is a predicted model, not a curated record. Gene Ontology annotation, cellular component: cytoplasm.
AUGCUGCUGUUAAAAUGGCACGGGCAGUUGGUGCUGCUCAACUUCCUAAUGUUCAUGUCGUGGCGGCCAUGUCGGGGACUGCACGUUCCCAGCUACGGAGCGAACUUUCGCACCAGUCCUACGAGGCGAUCGUCAGAAGGUUUCUCCGGAGGUGUAUCAGCGUUCGACGAUGAUUAUGAACUGCCACCGGCUAGGGCUCUCGCGCAGGAUCAACGUCGUGCGAAGCUGACGACCAUCUCGAAUCCAGAUUUUUACUUCCCACCAGAUCCGGAGGCUGACCUAGCUGAUGACGAAGUUCCGACGUCGGUCCUGGAGCGUCAAAAGCCUCGCCCGUCUGCGGCUGGAGCUGCCUUCUCCUAUAACGAAAAGGACAAAAAUGGACCCUCACACUGGUCGCGAGUGGAUUUACGUUGCGGAGGACGUUAUCAGAGCCCUAUUCUGCUCAACACCUCCAGCGCUCGAUUGGUUAGCCGUAAAAGGCCACUCCGACUGGAUGGUCAAACCAACCUGCCACAAUCGAUCCUCCUGCAGAACGAUGGUCACUCGGCGAAGUUCACAUAUAACUGGCGCAAUGGAGAUCGGCCCGUACUGCGAGGUGGUCCGCUCAAGACGAAGUACCUGUUCGAGCAGUUCCACUUCCAUUGGGGUGCGAACAGCACGACUGGUUCAGAACACGUGUACGAUUACCAGCGCUAUCCAAUGGAGGUCCAUCUGGUGUUCUACAACGGGCUGUAUCAGUCGUUCCAGGAGGCUCGCGAGCAGGUCGACGGCAUCGCCGUCGUGGGGCUGUUCUACGAAAUCUACCAGCACACAGUCGAUGAGCGGCUCAACACGUGGACACGCUUCCUGCGCCACGUGAUCACACCGAAUAGCGAGUACACGAUCCCACUGAUCGACACCUUCCCACUAUACGGACUAAUCGGGGACGUCGAAUGGCCGUACUUCUCGUACGAGGGUAGCCUUACAACGCCACCAUGUCUCGAGACGGUCACCUGGAUCGUGGCCACUAAACCACUGCUGGUGACGGAACGCGAGAUGCAGCAGUUCCGUCAGUUACGCUCACCGACCGGGCGAAUGGUGAACAACUAUCGGCCAGUGCAGAAGCUCAACAACCGUCGUGUGUUCCUGUACUGAGACGACCGGUAUCGGACUCACGGACGUAUCCGGCGCGCAAGCACGCGCUCGGAACAAAGGAACUGACUAGCUCAUCUUCAUCAUUCCGCAGCGAAAACCAAAGGAACGCCAAUCUUAGUGUUAAGCCCGCCCAGUGGCACCUUAUCGUUACCACCUCUACGCCUCAGCGCGUGUUCAACG